AAGUUCCUAAAAAGGAAGGCAAUCUGGCGAUAUUAUAAUGAGGAAGUCACCCGUAAUAAAGUGGCGCAAGCAAAGACAACGGUCCUCUUCCUCGAAACAGAUCCGGUGCCAAUGGGAUCGGCUAGAUUCGCCGAUGCGGUCACCAGAUACAACCGAGAAGAUCACAAGCAGACCAAGCACGACUCCCACUUCUCCAAAUGGAAGAUUCUUAUAGGUCCUCAUGACUGGGAAGACCAUUCAAUGGGGAAAGAAGGAGUGACCAGAUACAGGGUUGAAAAUCUUCCUAAAAGUUCAAGCUCAGGACUUUAUGAACUCGCCAUAUACCGUACAAAUUCCUCCACCAGGGACCAUCAUGGCAAGCUUGACCCAGACAAGGUCUUGGUGGUCUAUCUCGGGGAAGCUGACAAUGUUAGGACAAGACUCCAACAAUAUGGCCGCACAGGUGCUCAUCUUGGUAGAAAUGGCUCUGCUGAUCAAGUAUGCGGAUGCUUUGAGGACAUUUUUGCAAGAGGCUACUCCAUUGGUUACAGAUGGGCUCCCAUGGAAAACAAGGCUGAUGCUCGGAGAACCGAAGCUCAGCUUCUCAAUACCUUCGAUUAUGCAUGGAAUAAAGGUUCUAAUGGUGUGCGCCGUCACAAUGAUAUCCUUCGGAAACUAGAUAGACAUGCAUCCAAUCUUACCAAGCUAGCCAAUUUCUCAAGAAAGCAUCUGCCCUUCCUCCAGAAGCAAGUAGGCAUCAAAAUCAAAUCAAGCAAGCUACUUUCGGAUGACAAUGAAUUCAGCAAGCAUACUGAUGGAGAGAGCCGCCAAUUUCUGCAGCAAGUUUUUAAGUUCAGUAGAUCCCAGCCUCGGUUAGUGUCGGAUCAUGGUGGAUCAGAUAAGAAUGACACCAUCACUUGUGGGGUAGUUUUAGAAGAUGGUUCCAUUUGUAGAAGGCCAUCGGCUAAAGGAAGAAAACGAUGUGCUGAACACAAGGGCAAGAAAACUAAAUGGUCCUCCACAAGGUCAAGUACAAGUGAGACAACAGAACCGCAUAAAGGGGAUUAUCCCGGAAUUGAGCAUUGCGAUCCUAUUUGUGGGUUUGCCAUGAUUGAUGACUCUCUUUGUUCAAGGCAUACAGUUUCUGGGAGAAAGAGGUGUGAUUUACACAAAGGGAGGAGAGUCUACAGCUCCGAUUCCGAGACAACAAGAUAUCAGGCAGUGCCAUAUGCGGUUUUUGAUUCAUAUUCUGAUGAAGAUUCGGUUUUCGAUGCAAAUUCAAGAUUUAAUUCUAGUAAUCAGAAUAACUGCAGCAACAGUAGUAGUCGAUCCAUUUGUGGAGCACCCACCUGCAAAGGUACUCCCUGCAAGAGAACAGUUAAUGGAAAUGGAAGGUGUUGGCAGCACUUAAAUUAUAGUGGCAGCGGCAGCAGCAAUUCUAUUCGUCACUAUGUUGAUUCAGAUACAUCUAUUUGUGGAGCACCCACCCACAAUGGUUCCAUCUGCCAAGUAACAGUUAAGGGAAAUGGAAGGUGUUGGCAGCACUGAUCACUGAUCGGUCGAGGCUGGUUGGUCCGAGCAUUGAUCGGCCAAGAGUAGUCAUUUCCCUGUUCUGUGGGUGCCGGAACCAUAGGAUUAACUUAAUAAUAACAUGAUUUAUCUAUUCAUUUUCUGUUGGAUUAUGUAUUGUUUUAUGAGGAUGCUGUCUGAAUGUUGUGAAUCUCAUGUAUUUUCUGCCAAGCAUAAAUUAUUUUAUCUAUAGUCGGUGAAAUUUUUCUUUAAAU
Molecule: messenger RNA, 1763 nt
Organism: Hibiscus syriacus
Lineage: Eukaryota; Viridiplantae; Streptophyta; Magnoliopsida; Malvales; Malvaceae
Product: protein EFFECTOR OF TRANSCRIPTION 2-like
Exons: 3
Coding region: 112-1527 (471 amino acids)
Biological process (GO): regulation of DNA-templated transcription
Molecular function (GO): DNA binding
Source: RefSeq, a predicted model, not a curated record